This is a messenger RNA of Trematosphaeria pertusa, 1734 nucleotides long. Its product is annotated as Metallo-dependent hydrolase. The record is from RefSeq and is a predicted model, not a curated record. Gene Ontology annotation, biological process: inosine biosynthetic process; adenosine catabolic process. NCBI's taxonomy places the organism in Eukaryota, Fungi, Ascomycota, Dothideomycetes, Pleosporales, Trematosphaeriaceae. The transcript has 2 exons. Bases 1 to 1734 code for a protein of 577 amino acids. Gene Ontology annotation, molecular function: adenosine deaminase activity.
AUGGCGCCAGACCUAGCGCUUAACGACGAGGAUUGGGAGCAGGCCGAGGGCGUCCCAAGUCUCAGCGACCCGUUCAUCCAAAAGUAUCUUUCCGGAAGAGACGCCCUAGUAGAGCAAGAAAAGAGACAACGAAGCGACUAUCAUUUCCGCCAAAGCCUUUCCCCGAUGGCCACAGAGGCCUGCGCGAUCGUAUCUCAGAUAAGAUUCGCCGAGCGACAAACUUUGUGGACCAGAGAGUAUGAGGACAGCCUCAUGAGCGAGCAUGUGGACGUCUUCCCUGGAAUGAUGUUCACACUCGCCAAGGACCGCAUGGAGAAGAGCAAGCUAUGGCAGAUUGUGAAGAAGAUGCCGAAAGGAGCGCUUCUGCACUGUCAUCUCGAAGCAAUGUUGGACUUGGACUGGGCGCUCGAGGAGGCGUUCGCUACGGAGGAUAUAUGCAUAAGGAGCGAUGCGCCGCUGACGAACGAGCAGGCGCGCUUAAAGACACGGUUUUCUUUUACCUACUCCAAGACGAAAGCGAACAGCGAGAUCUCCAUAUGGAGGGACGAGUAUUCUGCAGAUACUCAAGUUCCUCUUACAAAAGCCGCGGACAGUUUCCCGGACGGAGGUCGAGAAGGCUUCAUCGAAUGGGUACGGUCACGGACCACCAUCACGGCGGAUGAGCAUCUGAAGCACCACGAAGGGCCGAACGAGGUCUGGCGCAAAUUCAUAUCCUGCUUCCCAAUCCUAGGCUCAAUCAUCUAUUACGAACCAAUCUUCCGCAAGUUUGUACGUAAAAUGUGCAAGCAGCUGCUGGACGAUGGCGUCUUCUACGUCGACAUGAGAUCGGCAUUUUACACACCUUACAGGUGCCUCGGGAAAGAGGAGUGGGAUCCGGACUUCUUCAACAUGCUUGAACAUAUGGAGGAAGAAAUUGAGAAGUUCAAGGCAUCUGAGGAGGGUAAGGACUUCUGGGGCGCUCGGAUGAUCUGGACGACAGUGCGCGCUUUUGACAAGCGUCAGAUCAUCGAGAGCAUGAAACAAUGCAUCGAGAUGAAAAUCGAGUUUCCAGAGCUUAUCGCCGGAUAUGACCUUGUGGGCCAAGAAGACCUCGGUCGGCCUCUAGCGGACCUUGCACCCGAACUCUUCUACUUCCGCAAGAAGUGCGCAGAAGAAGGCGUCGACAUUCCCUUCUUCUUCCACGCUGGCGAAACCCUCGGCGACGGCGACUCCGUUGACGAGAACCUAUUCGAUGCUAUUUUGCUCGGAACGCGAAGGAUCGGUCACGGCUUCUCCCUGUACAAACAUCCGUUGCUUAUGGACAUGGUUAGGGAGAAGAAGAUCCUCAUCGAAAGUUGCCCAGUUUCCAACGAAGUGUUACGGCUCUGUGGUAGCAUCAUGAGCCACCCUCUUCCCGCACUGUUGGCCCGCGGCGUAUCAUGCUCGCUUUGCAACGACGACCCCACUAUCCUCGGACAAGGUGUCUCUGGGAUGUCUCACGACUUCUGGCAGGCUCUGCAAGGCUGGGAGAAUCUUGGACUCGAAGGCCUAGGUUCACUAGCCGAGAAUAGCGUGCGCUGGGCGAGCUUCCAGGACUACAGCCAGAAAGAGUGGGUCCAAGACAUCAAAGAAGGGACGAUGGGAAAAGGCAUAAGAGCCGAAAGGUUGAAAGAGUGGACGAAGAGGUGGGAGAGGUUUUGCGCUUGGAUAGUGGAUGAGUACGGGGUUGAUGAGAAUCUUGAUCCUGAGGAGUGA